This is a messenger RNA of Limanda limanda (common dab), 390 nucleotides long. Its product is annotated as phospholipase A and acyltransferase 4-like. The coding region runs from base 1 to 390 and encodes 129 amino acids. Gene Ontology annotation, cellular component: cytoplasm. The record is from RefSeq and is a predicted model, not a curated record. The transcript is spliced from 3 exons. NCBI's taxonomy places the organism in Eukaryota, Metazoa, Chordata, Actinopteri, Pleuronectiformes, Pleuronectidae. Gene Ontology annotation, biological process: N-acylphosphatidylethanolamine metabolic process. Gene Ontology annotation, molecular function: A2-type glycerophospholipase activity; glycerophospholipid phospholipase A1 activity.
AUGGAACCAACGUGUAAACUAAAGAGAGGAGACCUGAUCGAGAUCGACCGUCAUGAUGGACCCUAUCAGCACUGGGCCGUCUACAUCGGAGAUGAUGAAGUGGUUCAUUUUGUUACAGAGGGUGGUGACUCAUCAGGCUCGUUUGAGCUGUUGAGCAGCAGCGGAGAGGUGAAGCGUGAGAAUCUCAGCGUCGUGCUAAGAGGUGACAGGUACCAGAUCAACAAUUCGCUGGAUGAAAAGUACGAGGCUCGUGAUCCUUCCAUGAUAGUGAAGGAGGCGUGUGAGAUGGUGGGCCGCGUGCUACAGUACAACGUGCUUUCUUACAACUGUGAGCACUUUGCUACCGAGAUGCGAUACGGCGUGGCAGAGUCGUGGCAGUUGUGUAUCUAA